Mollisia scopiformis is the source of this 949-nucleotide messenger RNA. RefSeq names its product alpha/beta-hydrolase. The record is from RefSeq and is a predicted model, not a curated record. NCBI's taxonomy places the organism in Eukaryota, Fungi, Ascomycota, Leotiomycetes, Helotiales, Mollisiaceae. Bases 61 to 846 code for a protein of 261 amino acids. The transcript has a single exon.
CAUUAUCUUACUUACCCCGAUUGCCGCAUCCAAACAUCUGAUUGCUACCUAAGGAUAACAAUGACCUCGACCAAAGCAACUCUUGUCCUCGUCGGCGGAGGCUGGCACGUUCCUGCCUCCUACUCCAAGCUCACCAACGCUCUCAAGUCCGCGGGCUACGAAAUCCACGUGCCCUCCCUUCCUUCAACUAACCAAACACGACCUCCUAAUGCCGACCUGUUUACCGACACCACCGUAGUCCGCGAGUACGUCGAGAGACUGGUCGACGCUGGGCGCAUUGUCGUCGUGAUCAUGCACUCAUAUGAUGGCCAAGUUGGUACCAACGCUCUCCACGGCCUCGGACAAAAUACUCGCUCCCAGAAAGGCUUGAUUGGUGGCAUCUCCUAUUUUAUUUAUAUGAGUGCUUUUGCGCUUCCGAAAGGUGGAUCCAUGAUUGAUAAAGUCAAAGAGUUUGGUCAUGAACAUCUCAUGCCCCUGGCUUUUGAUUUCGCUGAAGACAUGAGCUGUGUCAGUCGCGAUCCGAAGCUGUUGCUUGUUGGUCCAGGUGUUGAUGAGAACGAGGUGGAAGCUUAUGUCUCAACACUGGUGCGUUGGAAUGGGAAUGGGAUGUAUCAAGAGUUGACCAAUACACCUGCAUGGAAAGACAUUCCAGUAGCUUAUAUAUAUACGAUGCAGGAUAUGACGGUACCACUCGAUUACCAGAAAUCGAUGGUCGAGAAUCUGGAGCGCGAGGGAAAGAAGGUCUAUACGGCUGAGCUGGAUACGGGCCACUGUCCAAAUCUGACUGCGACGAAGGAAAUAGUAGAUAUUAUUGACGAUAUACUAGCUGCUGGGAAAGCAUCAUAAGGAGAUGGCAUCCAGGAGCUUGCUAACCUUUGAUUGUUUGGAUGUUGAAUGGAUCAAGAAGAUUUGCUUGACUUGUAUUUUUUAUUCCUUCGACGAUCUGGGG